This is a messenger RNA of Mollisia scopiformis, 3194 nucleotides long. RefSeq lists its product as uncharacterized. The transcript has 7 exons. NCBI's taxonomy places the organism in Eukaryota, Fungi, Ascomycota, Leotiomycetes, Helotiales, Mollisiaceae. The record is from RefSeq and is a predicted model, not a curated record. Gene Ontology annotation, molecular function: DNA-binding transcription factor activity, RNA polymerase II-specific; zinc ion binding; DNA binding. Gene Ontology annotation, biological process: DNA-templated transcription; positive regulation of transcription by RNA polymerase II. The coding region runs from base 337 to 3168 and encodes 943 amino acids.
GGUCAACCAAUGAAAGUUCAUUUGUUUGUUCUGAGAUUGAAGAGCUUGUGAGACAUGGAGAAUUUACUGAAUUCAUCACGAGAACGAUCUACGAAGUAAGAAGUCGCCUUUCAAGUACGAACCGCGGUGCGCCGACCACGAUCUCUUUGCGCUCAGUCUGCAGCACUCAUCUUACCAGAAGCAACAGAGCGAAAGCCAUGGCUUGAGCCGCGGGUUUAACCCCAUUGUCUACUUCCUACCCUGCGAACGACAUACCUACGCCGCAUGAGCGACCAACACGGCAUUGCCCUCCGGGCCAUUCGACCCUCGAUUCCGAGAGACAUAUUAUAGUUGGAUAUGGCACCGCAGGAGGCCAAGAUGGAAGGGUCCAAGCCCAGCAAAACCUCAACGAGUGGGAACAAUGGGGAAGGGGCGGAUUCGAAAGACGACGGUGCCAAAGGGUCGAAGCAAGGUCCCAGAAAGCGAGUAUCGCAGGCGUGCGACAAAUGCCGAAGCAGGAAAGACAAAUGCGAUGGCAAGAAGCCGGCAUGCUCUACGUGUAUUACCAACGGCCGAACAUGUUCAUAUGAUACCAAUGUCAAAAAGCGCGGCUUACCUGAAGGUUAUGUUCGAGGUCUUGAGAAGCUGUGGGGAUUGGCCAUCAGAGAUGUCGACGCCGUUGAGGAUCAAAUGCUGGUAGCUCUGGCUGGGAAUGAAGAAAGUAAUGAGACUGCUCUCAGCAUUUGGAAUGAUGAAAGUACUUCGGAAGCAUUGGUCGAGAUCUGGAGAAAAUCCCAGAUGUCAAGAGAAUUGGAAAGGCUACUUUCAUCACAAGAGCCUACGGUAGAGACGAAGCGAAAGCGGCUUGGCUCUGAUCUCCAAACCUCAAGGAGGAUAGACCGGAUGAGCUUCUCUCAGCCUUCUGCGGGUGUGAAAGAUACCGGUCCAGGGCUUGCAGGAGCUCAGUGGCCAGAAAGCGGCCACGAUGGCAAGGCAGUCAACGAAUUCCCCAGGCCGCCGAAUUCCUCUCAUUCAUAUCAAGCCAACAGUCCCUUCUUAACCAAGGAUGUUGAGUCCAUCUUGAGUCCUUCCAAUGCACAUACUGCAAUAUCAGCCGGAACCCCGGCUACAAGUGUUGAUAUUCCGGAACUACCUUCGGAAACUUGGCAUCUCAUUGACGUUUAUUUCUCAUAUACACAUUCGUGGCUACCCAUCAUUGAAAAGCAUGAUCUUCUCCGCACUUCAUAUCAGUACUCGCAGAACCGCGGCACCUCCUCCAUGUCAUCCUCUGGCUCUGGCGAGCAUGCAGCACUCUGGGCGGCUAUAGCUUAUGCCAAAUUCCAGCAUAGAGCAAUUAAUAAUAUUCCACGAGCUCUCGGUCAUGUCGGGGAAAUGGUUUGGACUGCAGAGAGGAUGUAUGCACAAGCACGGUCGUUGAUCCCCAACGAGGAAGGCAGCCUAGAACUUGGCCAUAUCCAAGCACUUUUAAUCUUGACUCUUGCAAACAUGGGCAUGGGUAAUUAUAGCAGAGCCUGGUCUCUGAUAGGACAAGCAGUCCGGAUUGCUAUGGACUUACGACUUGAUCAACCUCCAGAUCCAGUUGUUCAUCUCCUCAAAGCAAAGACUCGAUCCAAACAUGUCAUUCUUGGCUGUUUCGCACUCGAUACACUCAUUGCAGCUCGCUUGGGUCGCAAACCACAUCUGCGGGCGCACGAUAUCGACCAAAUUGGGCUUGUCGAAGAGGACGGCCUUGAAGAAUGGGAUCCGUGGACUGAUUGCCUCAACGUUCGCAGAAACAAGUCUGGUGGAUCUCGUGGUCCGUCUUCUAUUUUGAGUACCUUCAAUCGUUGCAUUGAAGUACUUAAAAUCUUGAAUGAAGCUACAUGCUUGCCAGCGGGAAGCAACGGUCAGCAGCUUAGCACUGUCCUUCUCGAAAAGCUGCAUAUCUGGAGCCAUUCUCAAUCGAUCCCGCUUUACUUCGACUCAACUGCUGUUGAUAGCGAAGUAGGAAACUUAUUACCUCAUCAAUAUCAUUUACAUAAUGUCUAUUUCACAACGCUAGCAACAUCACAGCUUCUAUCACAUAUCUCUGGAGAAAGCUCAGUCAAUCUAGAGCCAUGUACUAGAUCAGCGCGACACAUAGUAGAUCUCCUCAAACAUCACUCUCACACAUUCGGACUUCUGAUUGUCCCACCUACAUACGACUACUUUGUCAACAAGGCUUACGAUAUUGUUCAAGCUGUAAAUAGCAGUAUCGAGAGUACACAUAUUGUCCUGAACGAUUGGAAGCGAAACCUAGACCACUGUCUUGAUGGAUUAGAACCAGCUUGGCCUGUUUUCGAGUCGCUGAAAUCUACAGUUGCAUACCAAUCAAGCUCUCACUCAGCUCGUCGAGAGUCUCAGGUUGCUUUUGAGAUGCUCAAUGGCAUGAACAAUGACUCAGAUACACCAAUGUCCGGCAAAACGCCACAAAGCAUAGCAAGCUAUGAUACAAUGGGUGCAUACAGUCCUCAAAUAUUCAGGCCACAAGCAGAUGGUGUACAGCGAGCGAGAGGUAGCAGCCAAUCUGGAAAGGGUCCUGUCAAAGUCUCGCACCGGCCUUCAUUUGGACAGUCGUCUGCGCAAGGACUGCCACAAAAUCCGUUGAACAUCUACGAAAAUGCACACGUUACUUUCGGUGGUCUCGAUCGUCGACUUGAUAAAGCAGCUGCCAAAACAGCUCCUCGUCAAGCUCACCCUGUGGGACGGCCGACAAUAGACCUCGUACCGCCUACAAAUCCCCAGUUGCACCGCUCGCUGACGAUGAGCUCUGCUGAUGUUGAAUUUGAUCCCAUGUUCAACGAAUUAAUGCGUCUUGAUGCUACUGAAUGGACCGGCAACUGGGAUCAAUCUUUGAUGAAUCUUGGAUUUACCGACACGGGAGACAUGAACCAAGAUUUCUACACCUUUUGUCAAGAACCUGAUCCAUUACAUCAAAAUAAUGUUUUUCAACAGCUUGUCGCGAAUUCCAAUGCUGAGAAUACGGACUUCUUCGAUGGCUCAUCGUUCAAUGGAAUGAAUACUAGUGCUGGUAUGAAUAGUUUUGGCGGAUUGGGAGUGGGGGAUGAGAGUGAGGGUAUUGAAGCUGGGCAGAUAUUACAGGCUUUGAGUGCAGCGGAAGAUCAAAGGUCUGUAAGAGAAAAUAGUUAAGAUAGCAUCUUAUAGUGAAAAAUUAU